Molecule: messenger RNA, 1783 nt
Organism: Phoenix dactylifera (date palm)
Lineage: Eukaryota; Viridiplantae; Streptophyta; Magnoliopsida; Arecales; Arecaceae
Product: cytochrome P450 704C1-like
Molecular function (GO): heme binding; iron ion binding; oxidoreductase activity, acting on paired donors, with incorporation or reduction of molecular oxygen
Source: RefSeq, a predicted model, not a curated record
UCGAUCCCCAUGGCUACUAUAGACAAGGGGGUUUUCGUGAUGUCAUGGCCAAAUCCAAACAUAUACUCUUCUCCCUGACUGCGAGAUCCCAAUGGUAGAAACUAGAGAACCUCUCAAUCUUGCAAAGAGUGCCAUGGAUUUCCUCUCCUUCAAGUAUUCGAUCACUCUUAUAGCCACUGUCAUGGCCUGCCUUUGUCUCCACUCCUUCAUCAAGGCUACAAAAAAGAAGCGAUAUCCCCCACUCACAGGCACCGUCUUCCAUCAAAUCUUAUACUUCAGCACUGUCCACGACUACCAUACAGACCUUGCAGCUCGGUUCAAAACCUUCAGGCUCUUCUCCCCAACUCGUAGCUUGAUUUACACCGUUGACCCUGCCAUCGUUGAAUACAUACUAAGAACCAACUACACAAACUAUGGAAAGGGGUCUUACAAUUAUAACAACCUGAAAGAUUUGCUGGGUGAUGGGAUUUUUGCUGUAGAUGGUGAGAAGUGGCGCCACCAAAGAAAGCUGGCAAGCUAUGAGUUCACCACCAAGAAUUUGAGGGACUUCAGUAGUGAUGUUUUCAGAAGCAAUGCCUCCAGACUGUCUCUGAUAAUUUCCAAGGCCGCAAAUUCCAACCAAGCCAUGGACAUCCAAGAUUUGUUCAUGAAAUCUACACUAGAUUCCAUAUUCAAAAUUGGGUUUGGUGAAGAACUGGAUACUCUGUCUGGUUUAAGCGAAGAGGGGAAUAGCUUUGCAAAGGCAUUCGAUGAUUCAAGCGAUCUAAUCCUGUGGCGCUAUGUGGAUAUUUUCUGGAAAAUUAAGAGAUUUCUAGGCGUUGGAUCAGAAGCAGAGCUGAAGAAAAACAUCAGAGUGAUCGACGGCUUUGCGUACAAACUGAUUUACAGAAAAACACAGUCCAUGUCUAAGCAACAAAUUGACACUAUGAAGAAAGAGGAUAUCUUGUCAAGGUUUCUGGUGCAGAAGACAAAGGACCCGAAGAAUUUGAAUGAUCAGUACCUUAGAGACAUAAUAUUGAACUUCAUAAUUGCCGGGAGAGACACGACGGCGGUCACUCUUUCUUGGUUCUUCUACAUGCUUUGCAAGCAUCCAUCUCUGCAAGAAAAGCUUGCUCAAGAAAUAAAGGAAGCAACCAAAACAAAUGACAGCAUAUCGAUUGCAGAAUUUGCCUCCAGGUUGACUGACGAGGCACUUGACAAGAUGCAGUAUCUCCAUGCAGCUCUGACUGAGACACUGAGGAUAUAUCCUGCUGUCCCUGAGGACCCAAAGAUUUGUUUCUCUGAUGACACUCUGCCGGGUGGAUUCGAUGUAAAGAAAGGGGACAUGGUAUGCUUUCUACCUUAUUCGAUGGGAAGAAUGAAAUUCCUGUGGGGGGUGGAUGCAGAAGUUUUCCGUCCGGAAAGAUGGCUUGAUGAAAAUGGGGUUUUCCGACCUGAGAACCCCUUCAAGUUCACUGCCUUUCAGGCUGGUCCACGAAUUUGUUUGGGAAAGGAAUUUGCAUACAGGCAGAUGAAGAUCUUUGCAGCAGUCCUCAUCCACUUCUUCACAUUUAUGCUGAGUGAUGAGAGAAAGGAUGUCAAAUAUAAGAGCACGUUAACUCUUAGAAUCGAUCAGGGACUCCAUCUUUUAGCCUACCAAAGAGAACCGAUGGCUUCUUCAAAUGAUCCUUCUAUGUAAUCAAGAUGCACCAACUGCUAUAAUGUCAAGGGUUAUGGAGUAUUGUGAAAUUUUCAAAUGAACAUCACCAACACUGGAAAAAAAAAAAAAGUUUAGCUUUUCCAU